Messenger RNA from Thamnophis elegans (Western terrestrial garter snake), 1449 nucleotides. It is a transcript of the gene AZIN2, whose product is annotated as antizyme inhibitor 2. Lineage: Eukaryota; Metazoa; Chordata; Lepidosauria; Squamata; Natricidae. The transcript has 10 exons. Gene Ontology annotation, molecular function: catalytic activity. Gene Ontology annotation, cellular component: cytoplasm. The coding region runs from base 1 to 1449 and encodes 482 amino acids. The record is from RefSeq and is a predicted model, not a curated record.
AUGACCAGGUACCUGGAUGAAUCGGAUGUCAUGAUGGUGGAGGAGGGCUUCACCACUCGGGAUCUCCUGGAGAGUCUCCUCCUCAAGGUUGCCCAGACGGGCAGCCGAGAAGCCUUUUUUGUGGCAAAUCUGGAGGACGUGAUGAAGAAACAUGUGCGCCUGCUCAAGGCCCUGCCGCGGGUCAAGCCCCUCUACCCCUUGAAGUGCAACAGCAGCAGGGGCGUGGUGCAGAUGCUGGCAGGGCUGGGGGCUGGAUUCAGCUGCACCAACAAGACAGAGAUGGCCCUGGUGAAGAGCACUGGAGUUCCACCGGAGAGAGUUGUCUGCACCAGCGCCUGCAAACAGGUCUCCCUGAUCCGAUAUGCGGCCAGCCAAGGGGUACAGCUGAUGACUUUUGACAAUGAAGUAGAGCUCGGGAAAGUCGCAAGGAGUUUCCCGUCCGCCAGAAUGAUUCUGCAGCUGGCCACGGAUGACUCCAGGAGCGCCAAUCAUCUGAGUGUGAAAUUUGGUGCCACCCUUAAAAUCUGCCGACAUCUCCUCGAGAUUGCCAAGCAGAUGAACAUCGAGGUGGUGGGCAUCAGCUUUCACAUUGGAAGCAGCUGCACUGACCCUCAGAUCUUCACCCAAUCCAUAGCAGAUGCUCGCCUGAUCGUGGAAAUGGCUGCAGAGCUGGGCUACAAGAUUCGUCUCCUGGACAUUGGAGGAGGACUUCCCUGUGCUGAAGAGUCAAGGAGGCACUUCGAAGAGACAGCAGCUGUGAUCAACUCUGCCUUGGACCUCUACUUCCCUGAAGGCUGUGGGGUUGAGAUCCUUGCUGAGCUGGGGCGCUACUACGUGCAUUCGGCCUUUACCUUGGUGGUUAAUGUCAUUGCCAAGAAGGAAGUUCCUCUGGACCAGCUGGGCUCAGACGCCCCCCAUCCACCCACCCACCUUGCAGAAUCCACCUGUCUGGGGGCUUCCCAUCCUCUGUCUCCCAAGGAAGAUGCUGAGGGCAAGAAGAGCUUUGUCUACCACAUUAACGAUGGCGUCUACGGCUCUCUUGGCUCGGUCAUCUUCAGCAACAUCUGCCCCGUCCCCAUUCUGCCUAAGAAACCCCCACCAGAUCUCCCUUUGCACAACAGCAGCUUCUGGGGACCAACUGGUGAUGAGUUGGACCGAAUUGCAGAUGGCCUGGAACUGCCUGAGCUGCAGGUCGGGGACUGGCUGAUCUUUGAGAACAUGGGGGCCCACUCGGUGCUGGCCUCCUCCUCUUUCCAGGGAUCUCCCCCAACCCCAAUUCACUAUGCUAUGUCCAGAGUGGCCUGGGAAGCCGUCCAGCUCCUCCAGGGGAAAUCGCUGUAUCUGGAAGAAGAGGAUCGGGAUAGCACAUGUGCCCCCCUCUCCUGUGGCUGGGAGAUCACAGACAUCCUGUGUGUUGUCCCUGUCUUCACUCCAGCAAGCAUCAUGUAA